UCUCUACUCUUGGAUGAUUGGGUCUUUGACAGACAGACUCUCUUGACUGUUGGAUCUCAAACUUUUUGGCUUUUCUUAAUCGAUAUGACUUGCAAAAGUGCUUUUGUGUGAUCGCCUUUUACAAUCGUUUUGACUUUAAAUGGGUACGAUUGCCUCAGUCUUGCAAUGGAAAUGUGAGUUAUGUUUACAGGUUAAUCCCACUGAGAAGAGCUGUUGCUUCAAUUGCGGGUCAAAACGAUCUCAUCAGGAUGCUGUAGAAGAAAACGUCCGUCCAAUGUGUUCACCAGUCAAUUUUCCCCUGGAGGAGAACAAUCGGACCUCAAAAAAUCAAUCUCAACUUAAACAUUCUCUGUCCUACUCCAACCAUUCUUCAUCCGCAGCAAAAUGGACCUGUCCUCACUGCUUAUUUCUGAAUGUUGCCAGUGCACAGGACUGCAUGACGUGCAUGAACAGCAAACCAAAAGAAACAUCAGCUAGUCAAGAGCUACAUCAAACUCUGCAGCAGCCAAACAGUAAUAGCUCCACUUGGUCCUGCAAGCGUUGCACAUUUUCCAAUCUUGUCGAUCUCAAUAGCUGUGAGGUUUGUGAGGCACCACGCUGUCCCAAUAUCCCCUUAACCUUGCCAAGAAAACCCAUUGUAGUUAACUGUGGGACACCGGAAUUGAACUCAGACAACAACCAUGCCAAGGAGACGCCUGUCAUGAACGGUAAAAAGAACGGGGCGGUGGUUACUAGCCAUCGACACGAAACUAGCUGGACAUGCAAAAAAUGCACGUUAAUCAAUCCAGUGGGCAAAAACGUUUGCUCGGCCUGCAGCUGCUCACAGUUGUAUAGCCAAAAGAAGAUGGAAAGUCUAGGUUCUGGCAAUAGUCCCAAGAAGAAAGACACCUGGUCAUGUCCUCAGUGCACCUUGCUUAAUUCAAACUCAAUUUCCAAAUGCAGAGCAUGUAAAACCUCCGUGACUCCUCGUGCGGAAACAAAGGUUGUCAGCGAAGUUGAAGAAACAGCCAUGGCCAAUAACCAGCUUAUUUCUUUACCAACUAGAAACGCGUCACCAGCCAUUACAAAGGAAGGGUGGCAAUGUUCCGCCUGUACGUUCCAUAACAAAAAACCUAAAUCGUACAGCUGCGAAAUGUGUCAAUCAAGUCGAAGCUUAACAGCCCUUUCGCCACCUGCCCCGGCCGCCAUUUCCCGACAUGAAAGUGAGCCAUCCGCCUCUCUUCGCCACACGGAAGAGGAACAUGCACGUCUAAAAUGGAAGCGGAUCGUCGGGUUUUGUCGAACGAGCGGUGAUAAAUUCGUUGACGAUUCAUUCCUGCCUACCGGACGUUCUUUGCAUAGCAGCAAUCAGGAAGGAGUCCAAUGGCUUCGACCAAGUCAAAUAGUGAGCAGCGAAGCAUCCCACGUCAAGUGGGCCGUUUUUCGUACGCCUCUGCCAUCAGACAUCAGCCAGGGAAUCCUAGGUGACUGUUGGCUAUUGAGCGCCCUCGCUGUCUUAGCUGAAAGAGACGAGUUGGUGCGGAACGUUAUGGUCACUAGGGAAGUCUGCAAUGAAGGCGCUUAUCAGGUACGCUUGUGUAAAGAUGGAAUGUGGCGAACUGUCUUGGUUGACGAUUUGUUGCCUUGCGACCAACGUGGACACCUGCUUUACUCGCAGGCCAAGAGAAAACAAUUAUGGGUGCCACUUAUUGAAAAAGCAAUGGCUAAGAUUCACGGUGGCUAUGGAGCGCUUGUAUCAGGUCGUUCAAUCGAAGGCCUUGCUUCUCUAACCGGAGCUCCUUGUGAGAGUAUUUCACUCCAACCGUCCGCCAAUGGAAGCAGUGGCGAAGAGGCCGAAGGCUUAGAUGAAGAUUUAAUUUGGGCUAGACUUCUUAGCUCACGGACUGCAGGUUUCUUAAUGGGCGCUUCAUGCGGCGGUGGAACUAUGAAAAUAGACGAGGAAGAGUAUCAAAAAAAGGGCUUACGACCACGACACGCAUAUUCCGUGCUCGAUGUGCUCGAUUUCAGCUCGAAAGGUGGUCCCCGCCUUCUCCGGAUGCGUAACCCGUGGGGCCACUUCUCUUGGCGUGGUGAUUGGGCGGACGACUCCAAACUUUGGAAUCCCGAACUUCGGGCCACUUGUAUGCCUCAUGGUGCUGAGGAAGGUGUCUUUUGGAUUUCAUUUCAGGAUACGCUGAUUUUCUUUGACUGCAUCGACGUCUGCAAGGUACGCCUUGGGUGGAGUGAAGUACGAUUGCCCGGUCUCUUGCCUCCGUGUGCGUUUUCAGACCACGUUUUGGCCGUCCUGGUGACCGUGGUAGAGCCAACGGAAUUGGAUUUGAGCUUGUUCCAGGAGGGCAGUCGGCACACCGAUAAAUCGCAACGUUCGCCGGUUGAUCUUUGCGUAGCACUGUACCGCACAGGCUCAGUGGCUGCGCCUCAAGUCGGCCAACUCGUCGUGCAUAGUCGGCGGCAAUUGCGUGGCUUUGUCGCAACCAAUGCAUUCUUGGAACCCGGUCUGUAUCUCAUCGUCUGCUUGGCUUUCAAUCAUUGGAAUCUAAAUCCAGGUGAGGGUGCUGUAACGCACUAUCCACCUUGUGUCUUGGCUCUGCACAGCAGCAAGCGACUCCUCGUCGAACAUAUCACACCUUCGCCUUUUGUUUUGGCCGAUGGGCUCAUAAGUCUCACUAUGGCCAAGGGCCAACGCUACGAGGGCAGAGAGGGUAUGACUGCUUAUUAUCUAACUCAAGGAUGGGCCGGAUUAGUAGUUACAGUAGAAAAUCGCCAUGCAGACAAGUGGCUACAAGUUCGUUGCGAUUGUCAAGAGAGCUUCAAUGUCGUUUCGACUCGAGGAGCUCUACUGACAGUAGAUGCAAUUCCACCGCUGCAUAGACAAGUGUUGUUGGUUUUAACUCAACUUGAAGGCGGUGGUGGUUUCGCUAUUGCCCAUCGUCUCAUUCACCGGCUUUCAUCUCAGGGCGGUCUCAACGAUUGGGGGCCUCCAGGUGAGUCUCAUCAGCCUUUAUUGACCUCCACCGUUACAGGACUUCACACACCUCGACCAAUUUGA
This is a messenger RNA of Daphnia carinata, 3049 nucleotides long. Its product is annotated as calpain-D-like. The record is from RefSeq and is a predicted model, not a curated record. Gene Ontology annotation, biological process: proteolysis. The coding region runs from base 140 to 3049 and encodes 969 amino acids. Gene Ontology annotation, cellular component: cytoplasm. Gene Ontology annotation, molecular function: calcium-dependent cysteine-type endopeptidase activity. Lineage: Eukaryota; Metazoa; Arthropoda; Branchiopoda; Diplostraca; Daphniidae. The transcript is spliced from 13 exons.